GAUUUUGAAUCAAACAAUGGUUUAGCGAUCAAUUUAUAGACAGAUUGUUGUAUUAUAUAUCGAAUAAACAGAUGGUUUAUCUAUGUAAAAAAGGAUUCGUAAAUAUAUUGCCACUAGGAUUAGUGAACGGUAAAUUUUAGGCGUUUGACAAUAAGUAUGGCAUUCUGAUUUUGAACACCAACAUUCAAUGAUCACACAAAUGAAUAAGUUUUUAUUUGAAGCGAUUUUCAUUCUAACGAUUUUAUUCUCACCGUUAGAAUCAAAAGAACUCGAUAAUGAUGAUGGCAUCGAACGAAUUGAUAAUCAAGGCUGGGAUAUUCUCACCAAUGAAUGGCCACCAGCACCAUCAUCAUCAGAGAAUAAUUUCUACUUCCAAGAUAAUCACAUUGAACAACUAAUUAAUCUGAGAAAAAUUCGAUUACGUAUCAAUGAAUCGAUGAUCGAUAAUAAAAUGAUUAAUUCGACCAACUGUAUAAUAAGUUUCAAGCUUUGGUUUUUCGAAAAAAAUGUCCAGCCUCCUGUCAAAAUUCCAAUGGCUCGUAACGUCGAAUUACACGAUUUGUAUCUCACAUUACCGUAUGGCCGUAUCGAUUUAAGAACAAUAUUAAGUAAUUAUACAAAACGAUGGAAUCCGUUACGAUAUCGAUUAGAUUGUGGAAAUAUAUCCAAAUUUCAAAUCGAAUACUAUUCAGGAUUCUAUUUUCUGGCAUUCAAAGAUUUCCAAAUUAUUUCUUCAGAAAAACAGCCACCAACCGAACGAAUACUAUAUCCAAAUUCUACUUAUAUUAUAACAAAUCUCACCCAAUCACCAACUAAUGUCUGUCUAUCGAUCAGUCACAAUGUAGUCUUCAAUACUACAAUCCGGAUUUCCUAUCUUUUGCAACCAAUUUUCUCAAUCCAUCAAAAGAACAUUAACUCCCUUGCUAAGUAUCGCAUACCAAUCACUAUUUUGAAUUUGGACUCAUUCAAAACUACCAGUCAUAUAUGCCUACAAGAAUUUAUCAAUUUUUCCAGUCGAAAUUACACCAUUCUUCUCGAGUCUACUAUCGAUAAAGAUGAAUUAAAAGUCGAAACCCAGAACGUUUCACGGUCGACAACGCCUAUCUACUUUUUAAGAUCAUUUGAUCGAUUAAUCAAUCGUUGGCCUUUGGAUUGGUUUCACUCAUAUGAUGAUUAUGGAACAUUUGAUUUCAAUGGUGAUGCUAUCCACUUUAAUCUGGAUUGUCGAUUCUCCAACAACGAUGAAUUGAUGACAUGGCGUAUAUCAUCGCGUUGGAUUCAAUUCAAUGAUUUCAAUUUCAAUUCAACACGAAUAUUUGAAUAUUCCUAUGACAGCGAUAAUAAUACCCAUAUUACUGCACAAAUCUGUACACAGCUUGGUCAUUGUUCGGAUGUUUCUGUUCGAUCAAUUCAGUUGAAUCUUAAUUCAAAAAUCGUUCAUUUCAAAUGGUCAAACGUCCACAAACACAGCUGUUUCGUUUGGAGUUUAUAAUUGAAAACUAUAGAUCUUAUUGUCAUCAUCAUCAUCACGUUUGGAAGGAUCAUUGCGAUUGAAUCAUGGAUUUGGUGAUCCUUGCCAAACAGAAUUAUUCAAAUGUCAAAAUAAUG
Dermatophagoides farinae (American house dust mite) is the source of this 1608-nucleotide messenger RNA. The record is from RefSeq and is a predicted model, not a curated record. NCBI's taxonomy places the organism in Eukaryota, Metazoa, Arthropoda, Arachnida, Sarcoptiformes, Pyroglyphidae.